AUGGCUCAACAAAAAUAUUCUGUGCAACAGGUCCAGGCGCACAAGUCCGAAGAUUCCUGCUGGGUUAUCCACAACAAUAACGUCUACGACGUCUCUUCCUUCGUCCAGGACCACCCCGGUGGAGAGGAAUACAUUCUCGACCAUGCAGGCGAGGACAUUUCGGACCUCAUGAGCGACAAGCUCUCCCAUGCCCACUCUGAAGGUGCAUACGAAAUGCUUGACGAGUUCCUAAUCGGCUCCCUUGACACCACCACUACCUCAACAACAGUCACUACCGCCGCUACGGCAACCUCGUCGGUAGCAACCAAGCGGAUCAACGGCAACAAGACGACUCACAGCGGAGACGAGGACGACGAGGACUAUCACAAGGAGACUGACCUUGUAGCAGACAAGAAGACAAAGUUCCUCGAUCUUAGCCAGCCGCUCCUUUAUCAGCUCUGGAACAGCGACUUCUCCAAGUCGUUCUACCUGGAGCAGGUCCACAUCCCUCGUCAUCUCAAGGGCUCCGCACGGAUCUUUGGAUCGCCCUACCUUGAGGUCUUCACCAAGACCCCAUGGUUUGUGAUUCCCAUCUUUUGGUUGCCCAUCAUCGCCUACAACUUUCACCGGAGUCUUGAGACCGGUCUGACGACGGACACUGCGGCCUAUUACUUCUUCAGCGGAAUGUUCAUCUGGACGCUGGCAGAAUAUGUCAUUCACCGGUUCUUAUUCCACCUGGAUGAUUUCUUGCCGGAUUCGACCUUCUGGCUCACCGCCCACUUCCUCCUCCACGGCAUUCACCACUAUCUCCCCAUGGACAGACUGCGACUUGUCAUGCCACCAGCACUCGCCGUUGCGCUCGCCGUCCCUCUUUUCAAACUUGGACAUAGCAUCUUUGCCGCCCCUCAGGCUUAUGCUGUCAUGUCGGGCGCCUUCAUGGGAUAUGUGCUCUACGACAUGACACACUACUACCUCCACCACGCCAAGGUCUUCAAGAUUCACUUCAAGGAAAUGAAGACCUACCAUCUUGCCCACCACUACAAGAACUUUGAGGGCGGAUACGGUAUCACUUCCAAGAUCUGGGAUCGGGUAUUCAACACCGAGCUCAAGCUCUAA
This is a messenger RNA of Linnemannia hyalina, 1095 nucleotides long. The record is from the annotation of a GenBank genome assembly. Lineage: Eukaryota; Fungi; Mortierellomycota; Mortierellomycetes; Mortierellales; Mortierellaceae.